AUGAAGCCCGACGCUAAUGUUGCCGCCAAGCCGAACGGCGCCGUCACCAGCAAAGAGCCGACGGCCACAGCAGUGGACGGCAUGCAAGCUGUCAUCCUCUCGCAGCCCAGCACGGCUGUGUCCUCGUCGCUCCCCAAGGGCGAGCGCAGCCUGAUGCCCGCCGUCGCGCUGCUCACCACAUUCGUCGGUUUAGUGUGCGCGGGGACCUUGGCAUACGCCCUACUGCGACCGACGCCACAGGUGGUGCAGCGUUACUGCGACAGCGACGACUGCUUCCAGCACGCGUACAUGCUCGUCUUGGACCUCAACCGGAGCGCCGACCCGUGCGCCGACUUUGGCGAGUACGUGUGCAGUGCCUGGCCCACCACGUCCAUCUAUUCGUUCAACACGCAGCAGGACCGCUGGCACAAAUGGAUCCAGGAGUCGGCUCAACUUCUGGGCUCACUGCGCGUGCGCCGCGGGAACAAAGCCAUCGCUAAAGCUCUUCAGCUCUUCCGCCUCUGCCUCAAGAUGGAUGCCGUGGCGUUGCAGGACAACUUCAGGCUCCUGCAGCAGUUCGUGAGCGAUAGGAAGCUUGUGGCUCCCGCAGAUGGAACCCCGUCCGCAGCGCAUCAGCCUGGCGUGCACCCGCUCGACGUCCUGCUCGACCUGGCCAUCAAUUGGCAGAUGCCCUUCUGGUUCGACGUGCGCUUUCUCAGGACAAACGGCAGUCACCUGGGCAUCCUCAUCAGGCCUGGUCAUUACGAGGUCUUCUGGGAAAUAGCCGUGGAGAAGUUUAUCAUGGAACCACUCGGCACUCAGUACGAGGACGGCGGAGACGCGCCGAGAGCUAGCAUCACCAACGCCACCAGCAGCUUCUUCGUGGACAGCGCCAUACUAUCGGAGCUGAGAAACGUCGCCAGUGGCCCACCAAAAUCACAGCCCGUAGCGGUUCGCAUCAAGGAAAUUUCCAGCGUAACGCCGAGCGUGACGUCCGAGCAGUGGCUCGAAUUUCUGCGCAAGCAUUUGGCGCCGACCUUCGUGGUGACCGGCGAAGAUCAGAUUUUGCUGCAGGACGAGGAAUUACUGGUUACAGUCAAUAGACUACUCGAGAAAUACGAACACGAACAUAUCCUGACCCACAUAGCCCGCCUAGUGAACAGGACUUUCGGGAACGUCUUUAGCAAGAGGCUACAGAGCUUGCCUUACGACGACGUUGCUUCCCUCUCGCCUCUGACGAACGUCAGUUACGCUUGCGAAGUUCAGGUUGAAGACACGUUCAGACUGCCGAUCGCUACACAACGCAUCGCAAAGAGAAAACUGAAUCUUUACCGUGCCGCCAUUGACGACCUCCUCGGUGACGUCAUGAGAGCCACCAUCUCGCUCUUGCGCUCCAGCACCUGGAUGGACGCCGAGUCGAAGCAAGCGGCCAUCAAGAGGAUACAGGACACGACCAUUCAGCUCUGGCCUCGCGAGCAACUGAUACACGACGAGGACGCUUUGUAUAGUCUGUACGAGAAAUUUCCCUCGGGCAGCAAGAUCUACUUCGACGAGCUGCUUCUGGUUCGGAAAGCCACGCGGGCGGUGCUGGGAACGCCCGCGUACGCGGACAUCAUGUGGAUGCCUCACGGUGGUCGGGACCCGUACUUUGCCUACGACGCCUUCAGCAACUCCAUUCACUUGGCAAUGGGUGCCGUCAUGCCUUCGCUAUUUUACGCCAGCGCCACCAAGAGCAUCAACUACGCAGGCGCGGCGGCUCUACUCGCGCCGCUGGUCGUGAGUGUGCUGAACGCGUCCUCGGUGGCGCUGGACGCGAAUGGAUGGACGGUGAAGCGCGGCGAGCCGUUCCCGGCGCGGCCUCCGUGCAGCGCCGACGUCGGCGACCGCAGCGCUUAUCCGGAUGUCGCGGCCAUCGAAGUGGCCUACAGGGCCUACAAGGACAGCCUCGAACGCGACGGCCUGUCGUCCGACGUUCGAGUCCGCCCGUUCGAAGAGUUCACCGGCGAGCAGCUCUUCUUCAUGUCCGUCUGCCGUAACACGUGCCAGCUGCAGCGCGGCACCAAGACGUCCAAGACGUGCAAUGCGGCGCUGCGAGACUUCGAGCCUUUCGCCGCCGCUUUCGGAUGUCCCAAAGGCUCGUUCAUGAAUCCGGACAAGAAGUGCGGCUUUUUUCAUUAG
Molecule: messenger RNA, 2157 nt
Organism: Dermacentor silvarum
Lineage: Eukaryota; Metazoa; Arthropoda; Arachnida; Ixodida; Ixodidae
Product: neprilysin
Exons: 1
Coding region: 1-2157 (718 amino acids)
Biological process (GO): protein processing
Cellular component (GO): plasma membrane
Molecular function (GO): metalloendopeptidase activity
Source: RefSeq, a predicted model, not a curated record